GAACAAGAACUUGAUCUCUUCGCAGCUGACCAGGUUUCCUGCAUGCCCAUUUCCUAAUCCUCGACAAUGGCUCUGGCAGCAUCACAAGCGACGCCGCAGCGUCCUCUGCCAGGGGCCUUCUUCAACACCCCGGCGCCUGGCAGACCUGGCAGUUCUGGACAAAUGCAGCAAGCUCCGUCCUUUCGCUCAAACUCGGCUGCUACCCUGGCUGGAUACCGCGCCGGCCAGGUAGCUUCACGCGAUGCGCCUGCACAGAGACCUGUUACCGCCACGCAAGACUCCCUCGCUCCGAUCGAACGCGCAGCGCGCACCGUCAACGAAGCCCUUCAAAGUGAGGCCCAGUACCCAGCCCUUGACAACUAUGUCGGCCAGGGAAUCUCCAAUGAUUACGAUACUUCCUUCAACCCGGCCUGGCAACCCUUCCAGCGCAGCCGCAACUAUGAUAUCCCCGAGCAAAUCUUCGAACAGGCGAACCUGGCCCAAGUCUCGACACAUUUGGGUCUCUUUGCCGAGCUCAACCACGCCUUCAUCGUGAUCGACUCGUCGCUCUACCUUUGGGACUACACACAUCCGAACCCCGAACUCAUCGGUUUCGAAGACCAGACCAAUGCCAUCACGGCCGUCAAGCUUGUCAAGCCGCGCAAGGGCGUCUUCAUAGACUCGAUUACCCACCUCUUGGUUGUCGCAACCCAUGCAGAGGUCCUGCUCAUUGGUCUGGCCGCCGCGCGCUCGCCUCACGGUGGUUGGGCUGUCCAACUCUACUCGACCAACAUGAAGGUGCCCGUAAGAGGCAUUUCCAUCAGCCACAUCGAGUCGUCGGACAAGACUGGGCGCAUCUUCUUCGGUGGUAACCAGGCCAUUGAUGUCUGGGAGCUCACUUACCAGCAAGAGGAACGUUGGUUCGCAAACCGCUGCUCCAAGAUCAACCACACAAACUCGGGCAUCUCAUCUGCCUUCCAGCUGUUGCCCUUUGGUGGCCGAUCGGAUCAGGAGCAUAUCUCACAGAUGGUCGUUGAUGACUCGCGUGACCUGCUGUACACGCUCUCUUCCUCUUCGACCAUUCGCGUCUACCACAUGAAGAGUGGCAAUGUGCUGGAUCUGGCUCUGUCCCGACCUUUUACCAGUCUGCUCGCCCAGAUCGCCCACAUGGUCCCUAGCUCUGAUCUCCUCUCGCGCACUACCUCGCUCGUAUCCAUCAGCCCAAUCUCGGCCCAAGAAACGAACAGACUCAGUCUGCAGGCUCUUACCAGCACCGGCUGUCGUAUCUUCCUCAGCGCCACCUCUGGCGCCUUCUACGGUAGCUCAACUUCAUCCGCCCCGACCAGCAUGCAGGUCCAUCAUAUCAAAUUCCCUCCCAAGGACGGCGAAACCGUUGCUCCUCAACCACAACAACCCCAGCCCACUUCUCUUGGUCCUUAUAACACCAAUCCCUCGACCUUGGACACCAACACGCGCUUCCUUGCUAACACCAAGGCUGGCGUUAGAUAUGCCCCUGGUUACUCAUGUUGGGUCGUCCCUAACCCCAAUGAUCCCCACAGAGACUCCAUCUUUUUCACAGCUCCCGACUCUGGCCGCAUCAAGCUGCCUCGGGAUGCCAGCCAUGCCACUCUUUUCCCAGAGGUCGGCCAGUUCUUGGAACUCCCUUAUCCUUCUCAAGGCAUUGGCUUGGUUAGCACUCCUUUCGCUGCAGCUUCCACGCCUUUGGGCUUCGCCAAUGAGCUCGCCGUUCAAUUCGACCAGUCUCCCACUGAGAUUGCUGUCCUGACUAGCACUGGUGUUCAAAUCAUGCGCCGUCGCAGACUUGUGGAUAUUUUCGCUGCUCUCGCACGCUACGGUGGCGAUGUAGAAGGUCGCGAUGGCCAAGUAAAAAAGUUCAUCCGCAACUAUGGUCGUACCGAGACUGCUGCUACGGCUCUAGCCGUUGCUUGUGGUGAAGCUUCCGACGGUAAUGCCGAUGCUCGCAUCACCAAUAUCACAGAACCAGACAUUGUCGAGUUUGCCCGGGAGGCUUUCAUCACUCAAGGAGGCAAGCCCAUGCUCAAUGAGAACUCUGUUCUGGACAACAACACUCCCGCCAUCGACAAUGUUCGUCCUUCCCCCCGACACGAUGGUAUGGCACUCUACAUCACCCGAUUGGUACGAUCGAUCUGGAGAGCACCUGUCCUGACUCAAAAGGUCACUCCCGUUGGUGGCUUGGCUGUCACAUCGACCGUGGCACUCACCAAACUGCAAAACAUUCAGCGCGCUUUGAAUUCGUUGCAAGAAUUCUUGAACAAGAAUAAGAGCUCCAUCGAAGGCUUGUCUGGACCCGAGUCGCUUGGACGUGUCGCAAACAAGCAAGAUGAACUCUCCCUGCAGGGCGAACAUCGUGCAAUGAACGCUCUGAUUCAGCUCAUCUCGAGCAUCAUCGAGGGCAUCGCCUUCGUACUUGUCUUGUUCGAUGAGAGGGUCGACGAAAUCGUUCUGUCCCUGCCAGAAACCUCCCGCGAGCGUGCCAGAUUACUCACUUACGAGGGACUUUUCUGCUCGCCAGACGGCAGAAACUUGGCCAAGGAGCUUGUCAAGGCCAUCGUGAACCGUAACAUCGCCAACGGUUCGAACGUUGAUACUGUAGCGGAAGCUCUGAGAAGACGUUGUGGCAGCUUCUGUAGCGCCGAUGAUGUGGUUAUCUUCAAGGCUCAAGAGCAGGUCAAGAGAGCAUCCGAGGCUGGUCCCGCCUCCGAGGCAAGCCGCAGACUGUUGAACGAGAGCUUACGACUUUUCCAGAAGGUAGCAGGAGCUCUUUCUAUGGAACAUCUCGAGUGGGCUGUGUCACAGUAUAUUCCCAUGUCUUUCUACGCUGGUGCUAUCCAGCUUGCUUUGACUGUCGCACACGAGUCUGACCGGGCAAACCGAGCCCUUUCUUGGUUAAGGGACGACUGCCCCGAAGACGACCCCCGACAAAAGGCUUUCGAAGGCAGGAAGCAAUGCUACGAUCUCAUUCACCAAGUCAUCGUGUCAGUCGAACAAGCAUUCGAAGCACACCCUGAUGGUGCUUUCUCAGUCACUGCUAAGAGACAAUCCGAGGCAUACGAGAUUAUCAACAACUCCGAAGAUGAAGUUUUCCAGAAUAACCUAUACGACUGGUAUAUGGGCCAAGGGUGGAAUGACAGACUUCUUGAGAUCAGCUCACCUUAUGUUAUCAGCUACCUCCGCAGACGUAUGGACAAAAACCCUGACCAUGCUGACUUGCUCUGGCGCUACUACGCACACCACAACAACUUCCUCGAGGCCGCUUCAGUGCAAUUGUUACUUGCAAAGAGUGGCUUUGAUCUCAACCUCGAGCAACGCAUCAGCUACCUUAGCCGUGCAAGAACCAACGCCUCAAUCCGUACCGUUUCUUUGCUCGACGCUGCGCAAGGCAGACAACAAACUCUCCGUGAGAUCAACGACCUCUUGGAAGUUGGCAACAUUCAAGACGACAUUUUGCAACGCAUGAAGUCGGAUCCUCGUCUUACAGACCAACGCAGACCCCAAGUGUUGAAAGCACUUGAUGGUCAAAUUCUAGAAGUCGCCGAGCUCUUCAACCAAUAUGCCGAUCAAGCAGGCUAUUACGACAUUUGUAUCUUGAUCUACCACUGCGCUGACCAUCGCAACCCUGCAGACAUCCAGUCAACUUGGCAAUUGCUUAUAGAACAAGUGCACCAAGAAGCAGAUGGAAUCGAUCAGAUGGCGCCCUUUGAAGCAGUGGCUCUCAAGGUCCGCUCAUUAGGCCAACGUCUGAACGCAGCGGAGGCCACCUUUCCCAUCCCUAUCCUGUUGCCAAUGCUUCUCCGCUACGCCCUUGAGUAUCAAAACAACGCCGCCUCACCAAUGUGGGUCAUUGAUACCUUCCUCGAGCUGGACAUCCGACCCUCAGCACUACUGCCCGUCGUAGAACAGAUGUACUACACCAACGAGCAACCAUUCGUUGGCAGACACCGUCGCGUCCUCGCCGCUGAUCUGAUCUACCUGAUCCAAGCCUGGCUACGAGAGAGCGAACGCCACGGCGACAGCGUCCUCUUCGGCAGCGACGAAAACGCCGCUGGUAUCGAUGAUCUCCUCACCAGUCUCGCCGGAAGCUCAGACCUCGAGCCCGAAAAGCGCGAUGCGGUGGACACACUCAGAGGUAGAAUUGUUCAAGCCAUGCGUUAGAAAUGCGGCGGUGGUCUUUUUUGUGUUGUUCGAUCUGGAUAGGUCCGGGGGAUGGUCUCU
This is a messenger RNA of Aureobasidium pullulans EXF-150, 4233 nucleotides long. RefSeq names its product nucleoporin-domain-containing protein. The record is from RefSeq and is a predicted model, not a curated record. Bases 67 to 4173 code for a protein of 1368 amino acids. The transcript has a single exon. Gene Ontology annotation, biological process: transcription-dependent tethering of RNA polymerase II gene DNA at nuclear periphery; protein localization to nuclear inner membrane; RNA export from nucleus. Gene Ontology annotation, molecular function: protein binding; structural constituent of nuclear pore. NCBI's taxonomy places the organism in Eukaryota, Fungi, Ascomycota, Dothideomycetes, Dothideales, Saccotheciaceae. Gene Ontology annotation, cellular component: nuclear pore; nuclear pore inner ring.